Molecule: messenger RNA, 3391 nt
Organism: Acanthochromis polyacanthus (spiny chromis)
Lineage: Eukaryota; Metazoa; Chordata; Actinopteri; Pomacentridae
Exons: 8
Coding region: 307-3267 (986 amino acids)
Biological process (GO): proton motive force-driven ATP synthesis
Molecular function (GO): proton transmembrane transporter activity
Source: RefSeq, a predicted model, not a curated record
UCCCGUUGUAGCGACAUGACAUGUUAGCACGUUUAGAGGAUUUAAGCUUCAUGUAGCUUAAAUGCUACAAAAACAAACAGAGAAGAAGCUGCAGCAUGUUAACAGACUGACAGAGAGCAGAGAGUGUGAAGAAGAAGAGGAGGAGGAAAAAGAAGAAGAAGAAAAGUGUUUCUGCUGCAGCUGCUGGAGGACAAACUCUGUCAGGACAUUUAGUUCUUUCUCUGAGCUACUCAACAUUCCUCAGAGUUUCUUCACCAAACACAGAAAAUCUGAUUCUUUGCUCAGACUUCUUAAUUUUCGAUCAUCAUGGCUGCAGCUCUGCUCAGAGGACGAGCAUUGAUCUGUGUCAGAUGUCUCCACAGAAAGUUGUUUCGAGUCAUCUGGAGGCCCCAGAGCGCUUUGUUCAGCUCCAAACCUUCAGACAGAAAACAGCCUCGCAGGACUCACAUCAAAAAAGCCAAACCUCAGCCUCCGAUCGACAUCGCCAAACUCCUGGAGAAGCUCUUCUCCCAGAGGAGGCCAGGCACAGUGCCCUCUACUGCUGUUACCGCUCGACAUGCCAAAGUUUCUUCCACAUCGACCAAGCCUUCUACAACCUUCAUGAGGGAUUCUACCUCAAAUGUUUCUCCAUCGUCAAAGCCAGGACCAUCUGUCUUCCCAUCUCCUUCUAGUUUCAAACAAGCUGUUCCCAACAAGACUACAUUCAACAUUGCAGAGCUGUUCCCUCAGCCAAAAUCUGCAGUGAACCCAAAGACUUUGUUUUCCUCUGAAUCACGUCCACAGCCUAAUCUUAAUGUGGUUCAGGCUUCUGUUGCUGAGGGUCUUCCUCGUGUAACUGUUUAUGCAACCUCAGCUUCUUCUACUGUGUCAUUAGGAUCAGAAGAACCUGCAGCAGAAAUUCAAACAUUAGACAAAACAGUAGAAACAGCUACAGUUCUACCAGUAGAGUCCACCCUAUCUAAUGUAGAACAACUAGAAACUAGAACUUCUGUUGAUGAGGGUCCAUUCAAGCCUUCAAUAGAUGUCCCAGUACAUAAUGCAGCUCAGGAACUGCAAACCAUUUCCAAAGACUCAGGAAUUAUUGACAUUAUACAUGCAACCAGAGUAGAACCUUUAAUAGAAGCUACAAUAGAAUCACCAGCAACUGUAGACGUACUAGAAACUAGAACUUCUGUUGUUGAAGGUCCAGUAGAACCAACAGUAGGUGCAAACGCAAGAGUGUCUUUGGAAGAACCCUUAAGAGAAACUGUAGUAGAAUCAGCAGUAGAGUCCAACCUUCCUUUGGUGGAAAAACCACAAACUAGAUCUCCUGUUGUAGAAAGUUCAGUAGAUCCUGCAAUAGAAGCUACAGUAGAUACAGUAGCUCAAGAAGCCAAACCUGCAGAUUCAGGACUAGUUGAUGCCAAAGGACAGCUUUCAAAAGAAACGGCAAUAGAAUCACCAGUAGAUGCUGCAGUCUCGCAGGAAACAAACAAAACUGAAGUCUUUACGUUGGAGUCGGUGGCUUUAUCAGAAGUGGAAGCCGAAGUCGGACGUCUUGAAAGUGAAGUUCUGCAGGAAAUAUGUGACACGCUUGAGAAAGAAGCCGAUGAUUUAGCAAAAGUGGAGAAGAUAGAAGUGAAGACGGCAGCAGAAGAUGUUGCCAUUUUUGAAACAGAGGCUGAAUUGUCAACAGUGGAUUCUAUUUCUGAAGCCACUGAUGCAAUAGAAGCAGAAACAGCUGUAUUGAUGGAGGCCAUCUUUGGUUCUGAGCAGGGACUAAACCGGUCGACUGAAGCUCCCCUACAACAGGGGCCACAGGAUGAAACUAUAGUUCAGGAGGUGGAGACAGAGUCGACCAAUGUUUUGGAAGCCAUGUCUCUUGAAUCUAUGACUUUGGCUGAAGUUGAGGCCUCGUUGGGAACUCUGGAGAGUGAGACUCUGACUGAAACCACAGGUUAUCUGGAGAAAGAAGCUGAAAUUCAUGCUGGAGAGAAGAAGAUGGAAGUGAAGAUGACAGCAGAACAUGUUGCCAUUUUUGAAACAGAGGCUGAAUUUUCAACAGUGGAUUCUAUCUCUGAAGCCACAGAUGCAAUAGAAGCCAAGACAGCCAUGUUGAUGGAGGCAAUGUUUGGUUCUGAACAGGGACCAAAGCAGCCAACUGACACUCCCCUUCAGGGACUGAAACCACAGGAUGAAACAAUGGGUCAUGAAUCAGAUAAAGAGUCAUUGAACGUUAUGGAAGCCAUGUCUCUUGAGUCUGUGACUUUGGCUGAAGUUGAGGCUUCAGUGGGAACACUAGGAAGCGAAUCUCUGAGUGAAACCAUGGGUUAUUUGGAGAAAGAAUCGGAAAUUCUUGCAGGAGAGGAGAAGUUGAAAAUAAAGGUGAAAGCAGAAGAUGUUGCUAUUUUAGAAACACAUACUGAAUUGUCAACAAUGGAUUCUAUCUCUGAAGCCACAGAUGCAAUAGAAGCCGAGACAGCCGUGUUGAUGGAGGCAAUGUUUGGCUCUGAGCAGGGACCAAAGCAGUCAAGUGAAGCUCCCCUCCAGGAAGUGGGACCAUGGGAUGAAAUUAUGGGUCAUGAAUCAGAUAAAGAGUCAUUGAAUGUUUUGGAAGCUAUGUCUCUUGAAUCUGUGACUUUGGCAGAAGUUGAGGCCUCGUUAGGAACACUGGGAAGCGAAUCUCUGAGUGAAACCAUGGGUUAUCUGGAGAGAGAAGCUGAAAUUCUUGCCGCAGAGCAGAAAAUGGAAGUAAAUGAGGGAAUAGCAUCUAAAGAAGCAACUGAGACCCUAAACCUUGAACCUCUGUCUUUGCCUGAAGCUGAAACUGAAGAUCUGCAGACAAAUGCACUGAUGGAAGAGCUGCUGUUUGCUAUUCCUCAGCACAUAACGGGUGAAACUGGUCAACGAACAAGUCAGGAGGUUGUCACAGUGAACAUUUUGGAUGCAGCUGCCGUGGAUAUAGUGGCUGCAGAAACAGAUGAUAAUCCAACUCCUCCUGUUCUGAAGGAGGUGCUACUGGAACAGGAGGAGGAAGCUACAGGGAAUGAAGAAGAUGUGUCAAUGCACACAGAUUUGGAUCCAGUACAGAGACUCUUCUUGGAGAAGAUCAGAGAAUACAAAAAUCUUUACAGGCUGAAUGGACGACAGUUGGAGGUGGAGCCAGAUUAUGUAAAACACCUGUCAGAGGAAACGGCAAAGCUACAGAGACUUUAUGGAGGAGGAGACCUGACCAGCUUCCCUCAUUUCACCUUCACUGAUCCUGAACUGGACCAAGACUCCAGAUGAUUCAUGGAUGCUCUUUAUGCUCCCUCUUUUUGCUGACUUUUGUCCGACCUCGUCCUCCGUUACCUCCUUGUUUCAGAUGUAGCACGUGUUGAUGAAGAGGAGGAACAUAUACAGGGAUGUUUGU